Messenger RNA from Benincasa hispida (wax gourd), 3096 nucleotides. RefSeq lists its product as uncharacterized. Lineage: Eukaryota; Viridiplantae; Streptophyta; Magnoliopsida; Cucurbitales; Cucurbitaceae. Gene Ontology annotation, biological process: transmembrane transport. Gene Ontology annotation, molecular function: transmembrane transporter activity. The record is from RefSeq and is a predicted model, not a curated record.
AAACACACAUUAAUUAAUUAAUUAUUAUUAUUUGGAAAAAGGCUAACUAAAAUUGACCCACGUUUUAUGGUCUUUUCCCCUCUUACAAGAAGAUAGCCAUUACAUGGGUAAGUGGAUUAGGAUUACACAAUAGCCUGCAAGUUUCAGUUCAUAAAAGGAGAAAGACAGGCAGACAGAAAGAAGGAAAAACAGAACAAUGGAAGAAAUUUGGAAGCUUAGCCAUUUGUUGGUGACAGUAUUUCUAUACACUUUUGCAACCAUGAUGAUCACUCCGGCCAUUACAGAUGUCACCAUGUCCGCUCUGUGUCCCGGUCAAGACGAGUGUUCUCUCGCCAUUUACUUCACCGGCUUUCAACAAGUCGUGACAGGACUUGGGGCAUUGCUAAUGAUGCCAUUGCUAGGAAACUUGUCCGACAAGUUUGGGAGGAAGACUUUGCUCACCAUUCCCAUGGUUCUUACCGUAAUUCCCCUCGGAAUAUUAGGGUAUGGAAGGUCGAGGGAUUUGUUCUACAUUUAUUUUGUGUUGAAGUGUGUGACGAGUACGAUUUGUGAAGGGAGCGUUCAGUGCUUGGCCAUUGUUUAUGCGGCCGACAAUGUACCGGAACACCGGCGAGCUUCUGCAUUCGGACUGCUAUCUGCCAUUGGAUCCUCUGCUUUCGUCUGCGGGACUUUCUGUGCUCGUUUUCUCUCCAUUCCAUCCACUUUUCAGGUAGCGGCUUCCACGGCAGCUGUGGCGGCAGUUUACAUGAGGAUUUUCCUUACCGAUUCUGUCGCCGAUUGCAAUCUUUCUGCUUUCUUACUGUCUGGGGAGAAUGUAGAGUCUGUUUCGUCGGAUCUAAUUUCGCCUAAGAAAGAACAGAUUAUUACGGCUUUGCCUUCAGUGAAGGACCUUUUUGCACUGUUGAAGACUAGCUUGACAUUUUCACUAGCGGCCAUUGUUGCAUUUUUUGGCAAUCUUGCUGAUGUUGGCCUUUAUGCUUCUAUACUGUACUAUUUGAAAGCCAGAUUUCACUUUAACAAGGAUUCGUUUGCUGAUUUGAUGGUGAUUUCUGGGGCUGCUUCGACUAUUUCACAGCUGCUUUUAAUGCCCAUCUUGGUUCCUGCUCUAGGAGAGGACAGGGUUCUCUCAGUUGGGCUUUUUUUCAACUGCAUUCAUAUGCUUCUUUACAGUUUUGCUUGGGCUGACUGGGUUGCCUAUGUUGCUGCAAUGUUUUCCAUAUUCUUUAUUUUCUGGCGGCCUUGCCUACAAAGCAUAGUAUCAAAGCAAGUUGGUGCCAGUGAGCAGGGUAAGGCUCAAGGAUGCAUUACAGGCAUAUCCUCAUUUGCCAAUGUUGUUUCUCCAUUGGUAUUCUCCCCUUUAACAGCUUUGUUUCUCUCGGAAAACGCCCCAUUUUAUUUCCCUGGAUUUAGCAUCAUGUGCGCCGGAUCUGCUGCUCUUCAAUAUUUUGUCGUUUUCUGGUGUUGGAAUGAUCGUUAUUGGUCUGUGCAUUAACAAUGAUUGCCCAGACUUCAGUGUGUCCCCCUUGGAAUGAAGAGGUUCUUUAUGAAUGACAGAGGAAAGUUGUUCCUGGCUUCAGUUUUUCUUGAACUCUUUUUGCCAUCUUUAGGUAAAAGAACUACUUUGGGGCUCAUCCAAGUAAUUUCAUAGGUGUUGUCUCUUCCUCUGUGCACGGUUUAUAGAUCAUGUUGCCAAGGUUGCCCUAGCAAAAUAUGACAAACAUUCAUAUCAAGUAAAUCACAAAGUUCCUUGUAGUGAUUUCCAAUUGAAAGAGGAAUAGUGCAAGUAAAACUUAUCUGGGCCUCCUUUCUUUAUCCAGCCAAUUUUUUAUGGUUGAGGAUGCAGAUCAGUCUUUUAACCAGCUUAAGAGAUUCAAUAUUCUCAAUACUUCCAUUAUCUAUGAUGACAUUGCAAACCUUACUAUUGACCGUGCAUCUUGUUCAGAAUAAAGCAUGUCUACACAAAAACUCUUUGGAGGACACAUGACAGUUGGUCUCUCCUUCAUCCCAUUCUACAAAUGUUGCAUCUUCUUCUGAAAAGCCCUCAUUCUCACCUAGAUCUAGCUCUCCUUUGAAGACCAUUCAUUUGGCAAAUGUCCUUGUUGACCACAGCGGAAACACUUUCCUAAGUUUGACCUUUGAUAAGUAUUAUUUCCUCCCUUUUUGCUCGGAACUUCUGGAAUCCUGACUCCCUGAUUUGCUUUGGGUUGAGGAUCAUCUCUUGUUUUGCUUGUAGACGUGCUUCCGGUUCGGAAUUGUUUCAAAAUGUUUUAUUGGUUUUUUUUGGAUAAGCGGAAUGUUUUAUUGAUAAAAGGUUUCGGCUUCAGAAUGUUUUAUUCAUAAAGUAUACUGAACCUAAACUUAGAAACAAACUAAAUAAAACUAAAUAAAACGAAAUUACCACAUGGUAACUUGCAACCAACCUAAACUACGGCCAGGAGAAUUGAAAAAACCUUUAACAACUUGUGUCAAACUUGAAGAAAAUGACAAAAUAUUGAAGCUAAAAAUAAACUACAUCACCCAGGCAAAGAGUGUCAACCCAUUAUUACUUUGUGUUACUCAAGAAAUCAGGAUAUAGUAAUGGUAGUAUUAAUGAUGCUGAGUGAGAUGUAACUAAACUAUAAGGGGCUGUUUUCGACAUUGAGUUGACAUUGAGUUGAGAUAUGAUGUCUGAAGUUGAGAUAUAAUUUUUAAAACUUUUCUUUCUCUAUUUCUUUCUUUUUUGGCAAUGAACAACAAUUAACCUAUUACAUUUCUUGUAGAAAUAUGGUUAAAUAAAAUAAGAAAUUAAAACGAAAUCAAAACUUUUGAUUCCAGCUAACUUUUCUCCAUGAAUUUCAUUAUCAUCCUUCUUUUUCUUCCUACUAUUGUUGCUCUAUAUUUUACUAUGUCAUGAUUUCUUUUUAAUUAAAUCUCCCUAUUAUCGUAGCAGUUAAUGGAAUGUCACCAUAUUUCUUUAACAGUUUCACUUUCAUUUCCUCUAAAUUUGGAGGAUCAUCAGAUAACAAAUCUUUAUUUUUUACUAAUUCUUGUUGGAAAAAUUUAUAGGAAAAAAAAAUCAUUUUAUGGUUUUUUUUUUUUUUUUUUUGUUAUAUGUUA